This is a messenger RNA of Leopardus geoffroyi (Geoffroy's cat), 1926 nucleotides long. RefSeq names its product ZFP42 zinc finger protein (gene ZFP42). The transcript is spliced from 3 exons. Gene Ontology annotation, molecular function: DNA-binding transcription factor activity, RNA polymerase II-specific; RNA polymerase II cis-regulatory region sequence-specific DNA binding. Gene Ontology annotation, cellular component: transcription regulator complex; PcG protein complex. The record is from RefSeq and is a predicted model, not a curated record. Bases 384 to 1295 code for a protein of 303 amino acids. Gene Ontology annotation, biological process: regulation of transcription by RNA polymerase II. Lineage: Eukaryota; Metazoa; Chordata; Mammalia; Carnivora; Felidae.
ACAGGUUUGGUAGAGCCUUUUCUAAGAAACUCCAGCCUAAGCAAUGCAGAGUUGAAAUGUAGGUGUAGCCUAAUUUGAAUGUGUCCAUCAAAAAGAGGGCGGGUAUAGUAGGCGGAGCGUAAAGCAGGGAAGAUUUCAGCUGCUGUUGGGGGGCGCCAGUAACAGUUUCUUCUUGGUCUUUCUUUUGGAAGGAAAUAUCAGAGUGCAUGGACAAAUGUUCUAAGCCCUGGGACAUAAGAAUAAAGCAGAAGAGGACCUUGCCCUCAUAGACUUUACAGUCUAAUAGCAGGUGUUUGCUGAAGGCAGUUUACUCAGAUCACUAUCACCUGGAAGUGGUUGAUAUAUCCUGGUACAAACCUUCAAGGAAGAAGCAACACGACAAUAUGGACCAGCAACUGAAGAAAAAGGUAAAGACUUGUGGCUGGAAAGGCUUGGGUAGAAGAGCCUUCAGUGGGGAUAAACCAAAGCCAUCCAAGGCACGGCCAGCCCAACAAGAACCUUUUGACAUGCCAUGGGCCUUAGAAGAUGAAGGUGUAUUCUUUGAAAGUAGCCACCUAGUUGUUGGAGAAGAUUCCUUCUCUGAUUGUUACAUAGAAUGCAUAAUAAGAGGUGAGUUUUCUGAACCCAUCCUGGAAGAAGACUCACUGAAGUCCCUUAACUACCAGGAAGAAGAAUCAGAACAAGAGCUUUCUCAACAGGUUCUUACUGCAAGCUCGCUUCUGGGGAAAUCCUUGAAAUGUGUGCAAAAAGGGGCAAAACAAGAACUUUCUCAGCAGACUGGAGAGAAUUCACAGCUUGAGUAUUCAGAGUAUGAGACAGGCAAGAAGCUUUCUCCUGGAGGAAUACCCAGCACUGAUGUAUCAGAUCCUAAACAGUUUGCAGAAUUUGCUAGAAAGAAGCCCACAAAAAAUAAGGAAUAUGAUGCUCCAGAAAGAAUUGUUUGUCCUCACAGUGGAUGCACAAAAAAGUUAAAGAAUAGAGCUUCCCUGAGAAGGCAUCUCCUCGUUCAUGCUCCCCGAGAUCAUGUAUGUGCAGAAUGUGGGAAAGCAUUCAAUGAGAGUGCAAAACUAAAAAGACAUUUUCUGGUUCAUACUGGAGAGAGGCCAUUUCGGUGUACUUUUGAAGGGUGCGGAAAACGUUUUUCCCUGGACUACAAUUUGCGUACCCACGUACGUAUCCAUACUGGGGAGAAACGUUUUGUGUGUCCCUUUGAAAGCUGUCAUAAGAGGUUUGUCCAGUCAAAUAACCUGAAAGUUCAUAUGUUAACUCAUGCAAAGACCAACAAAAAUCCGUGAAAGAGAAGAUAGAAAAUAAUCCUUAAACAAGAUGAGCAUAUUAACAAAAUAGUGAUUUGGGGACAUAUGUACCUUAUUACUAUCUCCCAAAAAGAACUUUUUCAAGCAAUUACAACCCUACAUGGUAUAUAUUUUUGUAAUGUUACUACAAUGCUCCUAAAACUUAUGAUAUCAUUUUAGAACACUUUUAGAACAUUUUAGAGCAUUUGCUAAAUGCUCAAUUUCCAACAGUGUAUUUCUAAUGGGAAGGCCAGUAAUUAAUUUACUUCAAAAGCAUAAUCCUUAAUACAUUAUGAAUUGGAUUGCUAGAUUUUCACAUGCUAUAAGUACGAAAUUAACUUUUUAAAGUGUGUAGUUGCGAAUUGUUUAGCUUUUGCCUUUUAGGAAUAAACUUCAUGCUACGUGUGAUAAUCAUAGAGAAUGAAAAUUUUGCUGUAGAUUGUCCAUAAGUAAAUGAGUAGUUAAACAUUUUUAAAAGAUAAAUAUUUUUUAAUCCUUUUUUAUCAUUGUAUGAAACUAUACUGAAAUCAUGUAGUUAGAUUUGAAUAGUUAUUUGGUAGUAUCAAUUCAUUUGAGUCCAUUUUAGGUAUUUUAAAAGGAAAUAAAACUCCAGAGAUGCUAAAUCUGGAUU